AACCAGGAUCUUUUGAUUGUAAUGAAGAACUAGCUGCUUCUACCCAUUUAGCAGAAAUAGAGGAAGAGAAAAACUGCAUGGGACUAGAAAGUGUGAAGAGUACCGGAGGCUUUGGAAACAUCUCCCCACGCACACAAGGUGGAAAGAUAUUCUGUAUCAUCUAUGCCUUAUUGGGAAUUCCUCUGUUUGGGUUUCUGUUGGCUGGUGUUGGAGAUCAACUAGGGACAAUCUUUGGAAAAGGAAUUGCGAAAGUAGAAGACACCUUUGUUAAAUGGAAUGUGAGUCAGACAAAGAUUCGCAUAAUUUCAACAAUAAUAUUCAUACUGUUUGGCUGCGUGCUGUUUGUUGCUCUUCCUGCAGUUAUAUUCAAGCACAUAGAAGGUUGGAGCACACUAGAUGCAAUUUACUUUGUGGUUAUCACUUUAACUACCAUUGGAUUUGGUGACUAUGUUGCAGGGGGAUCAGAUAUUGAGUACCUAGAUUUUUAUAAGCCAGUGGUGUGGUUCUGGAUCCUUGUUGGGCUUGCCUAUUUUGCAGCUGUCCUCAGCAUGAUUGGAGACUGGCUAAGAGUCAUAUCAAAAAAGACAAAGGAAGAGGUAGGGGAAUUUAGAGCCCAUGCUGCAGAGUGGACAGCCAAUGUCACUGCAGAGUUUAAAGAAACUCGAAGGCGCCUGAGCGUGGAGAUCUAUGACAAGUUCCAGCGGGCUACCUCUAUCAAGAGGAAGCUCUCUGCAGAACUUGCCGUCAGUCACAACCAAGACCUGACUCCCUGCAAGAGAACCCUGUCAGUCAACCAUCUCACCAGUGAGAAAGACAUCUUGCCAGCUCUAACAAAGACAGACAACAUUUACAUGAAUGGUUUGACACCGCACUGUGCAGCAGAAGAAAUAGCUGUUAUUGAAAACAUUAAGUAG
Messenger RNA from Nestor notabilis (Kea), 914 nucleotides. It is a transcript of the gene KCNK2, whose product is annotated as potassium channel, subfamily K, member 2. The transcript has 5 exons. The record is from RefSeq and is a predicted model, not a curated record. Gene Ontology annotation, molecular function: outward rectifier potassium channel activity; potassium ion leak channel activity. Gene Ontology annotation, cellular component: membrane. The annotation marks the transcript as partial. Lineage: Eukaryota; Metazoa; Chordata; Aves; Psittaciformes; Psittacidae. Gene Ontology annotation, biological process: stabilization of membrane potential; potassium ion transmembrane transport.